AUGGAGAUCCGUUCUGUGCUCUUCCCAUCCGCACCCGAUACAGUCGAUAUGGGAGUGGACGCUUUGUUUUGUUUUGAGAGAGAGAGAGGGAUGAGGUGGGAUGUAUGGCCACCAACAUCCUUUCGUUCUUUGAUUUUUUUUCUCAGGGGGGCAGUGUUGGGUGGAUGGAUAAUUAGAGGCGAUCGAUUUGUUGAUAAUGGAGGUUGA
Molecule: messenger RNA, 207 nt
Organism: Puccinia graminis f. sp. tritici CRL 75-36-700-3
Lineage: Eukaryota; Fungi; Basidiomycota; Pucciniomycetes; Pucciniales; Pucciniaceae
Exons: 2
Coding region: 1-207 (68 amino acids)
Source: RefSeq, a predicted model, not a curated record